CACCCUUCAACUCCGUGUGUGUUAUAUUUCGCGUCAUCAAACCUUUUUAGCUUCAAUGCUCUUCGCUUAUCAUAAUCUUACUUCCACUAUAUAUAUAGAGAGAGAGUAGCCACUUUUUCACAUUGACCAGAAAGCAAAAAAACCUCAAACUGAAACAACAUCCAAUACACUUUUCAAUCACUGACCAAGAAUAAUGGAUAUCUUUAGAAGCUAUUAUUCGGACCCACUUGCUGAAUAUUCAUCAAUUUCUGACAGUAGUAGCAGCUCCUGUAAUAGAGCUAACCAUUCUGAUGAGGAAGUGAUGUUAGCUUCGAAUAACCCCAAGAAGCGAGCAGGGAGAAAGAAGUUUAGAGAAACUCGACACCCAGUAUACAGGGGAGUGAGGAAGAGGAAUUCAGACAAGUGGGUUUGUGAACUCAGAGAACCAAACAAGAAAUCAAGAAUAUGGCUGGGCACUUUCCCUUCUGCAGAAAUGGCGGCUAGAGCUCAUGACGUGGCGGCUAUUGCAUUAAGGGGCCGUUCUGCUUGCUUGAACUUUGCUGACUCUGCUUGGAAGUUGCCUAUUCCAGCUUCAACCGACGCCAAGGAUAUUCAGAAAGCGGCGGCGGAGGCCGCGGAGGCAUUCCGGUCAUCGGAGGCCGAAAACAUGCCGGAAUACUCAGGAGAAGAUACGAAGGAAGUGAACAGUACUCCUGAAAAUAUGUUUUAUAUGGAUGAGGAGGCGCUAUUCUUCAUGCCUGGAUUACUAGUGAAUAUGGCAGAAGGACUAAUGUUACCUCCACCUCAGUGUUCACAAAUUGGAGAUCAUAUGGAAGCUGAUGUUGACAUGCCUUUGUGGAGUUAUUCUAUCUAAGUAUAACUCUGGUUAUCACUUAGUAUUGGGUGAUAUUCCCUAUAAGUACAGUUACUUCAAUUAAGAUUUCGGAGGUUUUGGUAAAUUUCGUACUCAUGAAUAUUUGGAGGGUACGGAUGUAUAUAGGCGUUGUGAAUUUAGUAUGAUGUACUAGUAGUACUCCUAUGUUCUAGUAGUAGUUCUGGCUAAAUGCAAAACAUUGGCCUAGGCAGAAAAAAACAUUAGCUUUGUGAAUUUCAAGCCAUCGUAUUUGAAUGAAAUACGCACAAGUUAACUUAGCAGCUA
Molecule: messenger RNA, 1138 nt
Organism: Nicotiana tabacum (common tobacco)
Lineage: Eukaryota; Viridiplantae; Streptophyta; Magnoliopsida; Solanales; Solanaceae
Source: RefSeq, a predicted model, not a curated record